Molecule: messenger RNA, 3930 nt
Organism: Toxotes jaculatrix (banded archerfish)
Lineage: Eukaryota; Metazoa; Chordata; Actinopteri; Toxotidae
Gene: acsl3a
Product: acyl-CoA synthetase long chain family member 3a
Exons: 15
Coding region: 28-2310 (760 amino acids)
Biological process (GO): long-chain fatty acid metabolic process; long-chain fatty-acyl-CoA metabolic process; neuron differentiation
Cellular component (GO): lipid droplet; endoplasmic reticulum; plasma membrane
Molecular function (GO): long-chain fatty acid-CoA ligase activity
Source: RefSeq, a predicted model, not a curated record
ACAGACGGACAAACUAAGAGCUGAUGGAUGAAUUCCUGCAGAGAUCUGCCUCACAUAGAGCCUGAACGCAGAGAGGCUGGAAGUCGUGUCUGUAAGCUGGACAAACCGACAGCAACCGGACAGAGCGGAGACAGUCACCGCUUCACCACGAUGAAGCUGAAGGAAGACCUGAACCCCGUGGUGCUGCUCCUCUUCCACCUCAUGGUGUGGAUCUACACCUUCAUCACCUUCCUGCCUUACUACCUCCUCAGCUGGUUCUCAGUACCUGUCGGGGGCUUCUCCGGUUCAGAGGAGGAGCGAGCCAAGAGAUCGAAGGCCCGCUCUGUGCUGGGAUGUCCCGAGGGACCGUACAGAGCGGUGAGUGCCACCAAGAAGCUGGUGACAUCGAUGCACCCGGGAGUGGACACCCUGGAUAAGAUGUUUGAAUACGCAGCCACGAGGUUCCCCCACAGAGACUGUCUCGGGACGAGGGAGGUGAUCAGUGAGGAGGACGAGCAACAGAGCAACGGGAAGGUGUUUAAGAAGGUAGUUCUGGGUGAGUACCAAUGGUGCUCCUAUGAGGAUGCCCUCACAGCAGCAUCCCAGCUGGGCAGUGGUUUGUUAUCACUGGGCCAGCGGCCGAAAAACAACAUUGCCAUCUUCUGUGAGACGCGAGCCGAGUGGAUGAUAGCUGCCCAGGCCUGCUUCAUGUACAACUUCCCAUUGGCCACACUUUACUCCACAUUGGGAGGUCCAGCCAUCGCUCACGGGCUGAAUGAGACUCAGGUCACCCACAUCAUCACCAGCAGAGAGCUCCUGGAGACCAGACUCAAGGCUAUCCUAAUUGAAGUUCCAAGGCUGCAGCACAUCAUUGUAGUGGAUAACACACCAACCUCGUGGCCCGGCUAUCCACGCGGCAUCACUGUCCACAACAUGGCUGCUGUUCAGAAACUGGGGGACAGGCCUGAGAAUGCCGCACGUGAGCGUAAGCAGCCGCUGCCUUCAGACAUUGCAGUCAUCAUGUAUACCAGCGGAUCCACGGGUAUACCAAAGGGCGUCAUGAUCUCCCAUAGCAACAUCAUCGCUGGCAUCACAGGAAUGGCUGAGCGGAUACCUAAUCUGUGUGAGGAUGACACCUACAUUGGUUACCUGCCUCUCGCCCAUGUACUGGAGCUCAGUGCAGAGCUCGUAUGUAUUUCUCAUGGCUGCAGGAUCGGCUAUUCCUCACCUCAGACUCUUGCUGACCAGUCAACCAAGAUCAAAAAAGGAAGCAAGGGGGACACCAGCAUCCUGCAGCCCACUCUAAUGGCAGCUGUUCCGGAGAUCAUGGAUCGGAUCUAUAAGAAUGUGAUGACCAAGGUUGAGGAGAUGAACUGCUUCCAGCGAACACUCUUCAUUCUGGCCUACAACUACAAGCUGGAGCAGCUCACCAAAGGAAACAACACACCUCUAUGUGACAAGCUGGUGUUCAGGAAAGUUCGCUCUCUGCUGGGAGGCCGGACACGAGUCUUGUUGUCAGGAGGAGCGCCGCUCUCCGCAGCCACACAGCGCUUCAUGAAUGUGUGUUUCUGCUGCCCAGUGGGUCAGGGAUAUGGCCUGACAGAGACUUGUGGAGCUGGAACCAUCAGCGAGCUGUGGGAUUACAGCACUGGGAGAGUGGGAGGACCGCUGGUUUGCUGUGAGAUAAAGCUCAAAGACUGGGUGGAGGGUGGUUACCGUAGCACAGACAAGCCGCAUCCUCGAGGAGAGAUUCUGAUUGGUGGCCCAAAUGUAACCAUGGGAUACUACAAGAGCGUGGCUAAGAACCAAGAAGACUUCUUUGUAGAUGAGAACGGUCAGCGGUGGUUCUGCACAGGAGACAUCGGAGAGUUUCACAAAGAUGGGUGCCUCAAGAUAAUUGAUCGUAAAAAAGACUUGGUGAAGCUGCAGGCAGGAGAGUACGUGUCCCUGGGAAAGGUGGAGGCCAUGUUGAAGAACUGCCCUCUGGUCGACAACAUCUGUGCCUAUGCCAACAGUGAUGAGACGUAUGUGAUUGGCUUUGUGGUGCCCAAUCAGAAGCAGUUGCUCGCUCUGGCUGACCAAUACAGUAUCCAAGGCUCGUGGGAGGAGCUGUGCAACAGCAAGGCCAUUGAGGAGCUGGUCCUCAAGGUCAUCACUGAGGCUGCACUAGCAGCUCAGCUAGAGCGCUUUGAGAUUCCUCGCAAGAUCCGUCUGAGCCCAGACCCUUGGACUCCCGAGACAGGAUUAGUGACUGACGCAUUCAAGCUCAAACGCAAGGAGCUGAAAACACAUUACCAAGAUGAUAUUGAGAGAAUGUACGGUGGGAAAUAGCACCAAAGCCCAGCACGUCAUCGUUCAUUCUCAAGGCACAGACCAACACUUGACUCAGAAACACUCCCAGCACCGUCUCACCCCCUCCUAUUUUCUACUCCAUCAGUAUAAGACCAACAGUGACCUAAAUCUGUGGUAAAUCUUACUGUUGCUAGGAUCUCAAAGAAAGCAGGACAAGGGUAGGAUGUUGCAGUUUCCCCCUUUUCUGUGCACAUCUGUAGAUUUUGCACUGUGGAAGCAGCUUUUACUUGAAUUUGUACCUAAACACACACUGAAAAAAUGUUUAAAAGAAAAAAAAUGUCCCUGUCCACUGCUGCAUUCUUCCAUCCAGGUGUGUGACCUCUUUGUGGAGAUCUUACUGCUCCAGAUGUGAGUUAUGAAACAGAUCAUGUGCUAGCUGAUGUUGUCUGUUGAACUCUUGCCUGAGUGCCACAGCAGAAACUCAGGUCUGUUGGACAGGUUUUGUUGCCUUGUUGCUUUGUGCUCACCCAUGAGACACUAGACUAGCUUAUGUAGGUCUCAGAAUCUUUCCUAUCGUUUAUUUACAUUCUUUUCUAUUUUUUUUUUUUUUAAUUUAAAGGUUUCACCUUCCUUUUCCUAUUUCCAAUGCUCCUUUUUUAUAAGUAGCAUUUCCUGCAGGUCAGGAGACGGUUAACUCUUUUUUUUGUUUCUUUUCUUUUUUUAAAUAUGUUUUGAGUUCUGUCAGUGGUUUAUUUUUUCUGCCACCCACAGUCAAACUCUGAGUCCCACGCUAGUAGGACGUCUCUCCCAUCAGAACAUCUUGAUACCAAAAGCACAAAGUCAUUUGAGGGCAAAUGAGAGCAGGUUGGUAAAAAGUACUAAAGCCAUGUCUGUUUUAAUGAUUUUCUUUUCUUUUUUUUUUUUUUUAAGGAAGAUGACAAAAAAAAUGGCACCUAACAGGCUUAUUUAAAAAGAAAAGAAACAAAGAUCCACUGUUGUUUAGUCUAUUGAAUUUUCCUAUAAAGACAGAGUAUACUUUUCUAUGUGCUGUACAGACCACAGUGUGGACAAAAAUGCACAUUUACUUGCUUGUAUUACAGAUGAAAUUACUGUGUAAUCAUUGUCAUGUUUGAUAAAUCGUAGUGCAAUAUGAAAAUGUAUCAUCUCUGUCCAAGUAAGGUAGUUGGUUACAGAUAGGGUUUAAAUAAAACGUCUCAGUGUGCAUGUGGGUGCACCACUUGAAAAAUGAGCACAUUUUUACAAGUGCAACUUCUGUGUGUUUGGCUCACAUUUGUCAUUGUCAUUUCACUGUUUAAAGCCUUGUCACAUGUUUUGUGUUUGGUCAUCUGCACGAGUCUGACAGAGUGUGUGUCUGGUUGUGUCCAUACACAGCACAAACUUGACCCCAGCGUCCCUCACUGUGUUGCCUUUUCUUGUGAUUCUGAGUGGCACCUUUCUUAUUCCUGAUUUUUAAUUUGAUGUACAUAAACUCUGAUAUGCUCUAUGUGUGUGUGGAGCUAUGAUCAGCAGAUGAAGCACAUGUCCAGCCUCUAUUUUAACUUAAACUUUAUUAUCAUAGACCGGUUUUGGAGCUCCCUCCACUCCCUCUCUGUAUGGAGGACCUGCCUUGUAACAUAAUCCAGCUAUUUAUUUGUAAGU